AUGACCGAUUUAGAUGAUGAACAACGUGUAUUAAUUCCUAAUCCUUUACGUGAAUUAACCUUACAUUGUAUAUAUAAAGGUAUUCAACUGGGAUCUACGAUUGCAGUUUUGGCAGCAACACCAUAUCAGUUAUAUAAAUCAAGAAAAACUCUUUCAUUUCGUCCAAUUAUUAGUCGUAUAGGUACAGCAACUAUAUAUGGUGCUGCAACUGGUGCUGUUCUUAGUGUUGCGAUGAUGCAUGCUAUAUUAUAUAAACAACAAUAUAAUGAAUAUAAAAUAUGGGAUCGAUCAUAUCGUCUUCGAUAUUCUGAAAGUCAAAACCGAGUCGAUCGAUUUACAUUAUCAUCUUCCAUUGUUGGUGGAUUAGCAGGAUUAAUUAUUGGUUUACCAUCAAAGCUAAGUCCAAUAUCAGCAUGUAAAGGAGCACUGAUCAGCAUUCCAUUUGGAAUACUAGCUCAUUUAGCUAUCAAACCUGUACAAAAGCCAUCUGUCAAGACAAUUGAGAAAUAA
This is a messenger RNA of Adineta steineri, 510 nucleotides long. NCBI's taxonomy places the organism in Eukaryota, Metazoa, Rotifera, Eurotatoria, Adinetida, Adinetidae. The record is from the annotation of a GenBank genome assembly.